Messenger RNA from Microbotryum saponariae, 2630 nucleotides. Lineage: Eukaryota; Fungi; Basidiomycota; Microbotryomycetes; Microbotryales; Microbotryaceae. The record is from the annotation of a GenBank genome assembly.
AUGACCGAUCUGGAACAAGGUACAGGAGGCCCCUCGACGACUCGACCUUCGCGCGUCAACUCGCUGGCGUCGUCGUUCAAUUCGCCGGCCCGACGGCUGCGUGCUUCUUCAUCCUCCUCCGCAUCAGGAUCGGGAUCGGGAUCGGGAUCGGGAUCGGCCCCACACGCCCAUGAGAGCACCCCUUUGCUCUCGGGGGCCCCCUUGCCCCAACGCCCAUCGUACCGCAAACGAGCGCUUUCGAAAUCGAUCGUCGUCGAGUCCAAUUCGAAUCGGUACUGGACCCGAGUCGCGGUCGGUGGACUCGGUCUCGUGCUGCUCGUGACCGGGGUGGUGCUCAUCAUUCUCCGAAGUGAGGGCAAGCUGGGCGGAUCGAGGGGCGACUCGGGCGACUCGGACGGUGCACCGAAUGAUACACCCGACUAUAGUCGAUUGCCACCUGCGAAACCGGGGCUGAGGAACGCCAACUACCUCGUCAGCGGCCGCAACGGCGCUGUUGCUACCGAGGUCGAUAUCUGCUCCAACAUCGGCGUCGAUGGUACGCCCAUACCUCUCAGCGAUUGUCAUACCAUUAGGGAACCUACGCUCAAUCUGCUCUCUUUCCUCAUCCCCUCUUCGCGAUCGAUAGUCCUCAAGGAGAAUGGAACGGCGACGGACGCGGCGAUCGCUUCGGCCAUCUGCAUCGGUGUCACAAACAUGUUCAGUGCAGGCAUCGGUGGUGGAGGGUGAGUAGCCAUGGCCCAGGCCAAUUUCCACUUCCUCUAAUCGCUGCUGUAGCGACGCUGACGUGAUUUUGUCACGCGGCUGGUGCCCCACAUGUCCCCUUCAGAUUCAUGGUCAUCCGCCCUUCCACGUCUCAUGCAAACUUCAACCCGCGGUGCACUGAACCGAUCGCGAUCGACUUCCGUGAAACGGCACCUUCUGGCUCGUCUGCGACGAUGUUCUUCCCGCGACCGGACGACCCGAGCUUCGAUGCCGCCCGAGCGUCCAAGAUCGGUGGUCUCGCCGUAGGCGUACCCGGUGAACUGCGCGGUCUAGAGGCAGCUUACGAGCGGUGUGGAGGAGGUGUCACUUGGGAACGCUUGUUCGCACCUUCGGUCGAGUUGGCGAGAAAGUCCAAGGUAGGAAGGGAGUUGGCGAGACGACUGAACGCGGCUCCGUUCGGUGGGGCGAGCAUGGGAGCUUGGAUGCUAGAGGAGGAGGACUGGCGAGCGAUCUUCGCACCGCGCGGGGAACUGCUCAAGGAGGGAGAGAUUUUGAGGAGGGAGGCGUAUGCCAACACCUUGGAGACAAUUAGCCAGCAGGGAGCAGGAGUCUUUUACGAGGUGCGUUCCUUACGUUCGGCUCUUACCAAGCUUUACAUUUGAGAGGCUGACCACGGUUUCCUCUUCUGAGCAGGGCGAGUUUGCGGAGUCGAUGGUUGCUUCGGUACGAGCCGCAGGCGGCAUCUUGACCGUCGACGACAUGCGUAGCUAUUCUGCUAUCGUCCUCCCGGCUCGACAGGAGACCUAUCGUAACCGGACUUAUUACACCGGUCACUACCCAUCGGGGGGGCCGAUCAUCACCCACCUCUUGAACGUCCUGGAGGGAUUCCCGAAAUACAUCGAUGAAGGAAGAACUGGGUUGUCGACGCAUCGGUUUGUCGAGGCUCUCAAGUGUGAGUGCAGUAGAACCUUGGGGAAACUGGUACAUACACUAAGUUAAGGUUUCGCAAUCUCGUACGAGCCGUAGUCGCCUUUGGUGCCCGAACCGAAGUCGGUGAUCCUGCGUACACCAAGAAUUCGCACCGCUUGUCCGAAAUCCCGACGCGGGGAUAUGCCGACCGAGUCCGCGCCAACAUCACCGACGAGCGCACGCACACCCUGGAGUACUACCACCCUCACUUCGACAUCAAGGAGGACCACGGGACGACGCACCUUAGUACGGUUGAUCGGUGGGGCAGUUCGGUCAGCUUGACGAGUACGGUCAACCUCAUCUUUGGAUCGAGGGUCAUGGACAAGAAGACGGGUGUGAUCAUGAAUGACGAGAUGGACGAUUUCGCCACACCGGGAAUUCAGGAUGCGUUCGGCCUAAGACGUGAGUGGUGGCCGCAGAAUUGUUGAGUACCUUAAGAUGUGGCGAGGCUAACUAUUGGGACGUCGUCGCACAGCCUCUCCCUUCAAUUACCCCGCACCGGGUAAGCGUCCCUUAUCGUCCACCGCGCCGGUGAUCAUGGAUUCGCCCGACGGCGAAGUGUGGCUCUCGCUGGGUGGAUCAGGUGGAUCUCGCAUUUUUGGCGCCGUUGCUCAAGUUCUGCUCAACUUGGACUUUGGAUACGAUCUUGGGAACGCCGUUGAACAAUCCCGAGUGCACGAUCAGCUGUCUCCGGCUUACGUCUCGAUCGAGAGUGGGUUUAGGGAGGAUCUGAUCGAGGCUCUCAAAGAGAGAGGCCAUAAUACCACGUGAGUUUGAUGAGCGACCUCAUGAGUGAUUUGUGUUGGCUUGGAGCUGAUCCAAUUGCUUCCCUGGGCCUAUCCAGCGUCUUUGAUGUCAAUCUUGGGAUCGCCGAAGUACAAGCCGUGAUGCGUGAUUCGAGCGGCCGCUUCUUUGCUACAUCCGACUCGAGGAAGAACGGUAUCCCGGCGGCGUAUUGA